AUUAUACUCAGAUUCGUUAUUACGACUCUUUACUACGACACUGGGGCCUAACGUCGUUUCCAGGCACAGAAUCUCGUAUCCUCGUUAAAUUGUCUUCUGCAUCCACUUGGUAUUCAGCUUGUCACUUGCUGCCAACAAUUCCUUACAUCCGACUCCUUUGUGCAAGGCCAGCUGCCAACUUCUUCCACUCGUCGUCCUGUUGCACAUACAUUUUGCUCCGUCUCAUCUUGCUCUAUCUUGUUUAUUUUACUGUCCGAAAAUAAAUUUUCUCGAGUCCAAUCGGUACCACGAGACAAAAUGACAAGCUGCAUUGGUGGUUUCCGCGCCUUUACGGCAAGAUUGCAAAAACUCAUCGGCGUCAAGUCCUCUAAGCCGGUUUCUGAGAAACCGGCGCUGCAGAUUUCGGCACCGUUCAACUUCAAGCACGAGACGCUUUCGUUGCCGGGUGUGUCGGAAGAUGAGAUCGCCAUACUGAAGGAGCAAGCAGCCGCAUCCCGCUUUGGAGCCGCCGACUCGUCGUCUUUCGGCACUCCGCGCAAGGCCCCGGCUCCGCCUUCGUCGCUACGUCCUGUUACGCCUGUGCUGAAGGUGACGCCAAGCACCCCUAUCUCACCUAUCGAAAACCUCAUUUAAAACCAGCUAGGAGAUUUCUUUAGGUCAUUUUUAGAAAUAGGAGGAACAGAUGUCAAGUUUGGCUAUAGCUUUUAUUAUUCGUCCCGUGGCGGAGAGUAUUGUACGGCUCUGCACCACGCGCGGAUCUCUUAAGCUUCCUCGACACUUCACAUAAUAGGCGGUCACCCGACGAACGAAUUCACGAACACGGAACACGGCAAUAGUACAAGGGGCUUGGCGUGUAGGAUACCAAGUGUGCUGCAUUAGACUUUGCUUUUUAUU
Messenger RNA from Daldinia vernicosa, 894 nucleotides. RefSeq lists its product as uncharacterized. NCBI's taxonomy places the organism in Eukaryota, Fungi, Ascomycota, Sordariomycetes, Xylariales, Hypoxylaceae. The record is from RefSeq and is a predicted model, not a curated record. The transcript is spliced from 4 exons. The coding region runs from base 298 to 633 and encodes 111 amino acids.